CUUCCAUGUCACCAAUAUUAAUUUCUUGAUGAAAUCCGUACUUCUGCGCGGAACAGAGAUGGGGUGGUUGCAGAGGUGAAGUACACAACAUAGGCAACUGCUGGCAUCGAAUCAUGGAAUGAUAGAAUGAGAAAAGAUCCUAUCACAACGACACAUGAAUAUUCUGUCAGGUAUAAUGCUCGAAGGCAGAAAACGACGGAGGACGUCGUGGCUAAAAACGGCAAGGUGCCAUGGCAACCAUAGCAACGACAUGACAUCCAAACAGGCACAAAUGCAAACGUCUCUUUACUACCAUUUACCACCAUUCCACGGAUAUCGCCCAUCGAGGGUAACGACCCGGACGACAAAGGCCCAGGAGACCUAUAUAACGAACAUCGGAGACCAGCAGUGUGUUCAGCACCAAGCCAUCUCUCGCGCAGUUACGUCGGGGAUCACAUCUCGCCAUGGCAUCUGCAGUUCUUCCGGAACCAAAAGGCGAGCGCCCAGUAUCACUGUCUGUUGACGGUCACCCGUCCUCGUCGCCAUUUCCAUCGCCAGGCUCACCGUUUCUACCUCCUCCAAUGCCUAGCGUCCAUGAAUUCGCCAUCCCAAGCCCAAAAAACAAGCCAAAAUCUCAGGAAAGACAUACUGUUCCAUCAGAUACCCAGCCAGCCUCGCCAGUCCGUGUCUUUUCCCCAAUAACGCCGACACCUCCGCCGGCACCUGAGCCGUCGGUAACGACACCAACGACGCCCAUGCCGGUUAUACCACCAAAAGCGAGCCGAAAUUCUGUAUCUUCACUUGCAUCCAACCGACCUGCUCCUCCCUCACCGGCGAUGUCACGCCGUGCCUCAGGUGCACCCUCGUCAAGUGGCAUUUCAUUAUCCCGGGCUAACUCCACACGGACGCAGUCUAUCGCGUUGUCUGUGACUUCUGUGACCUCGACGUCAAAGAAGCGCGUCGUUGCAGAGAUCCGUAUACGUGACUUUGGGUAUCCUGCGACGGAUGAGCGGCACCGGGGGUUAGGGCCAGACGUACCCAAGCCUAAUCGACCGGCUGUUAUCAAUCGACUAGAGGUGGACACCGACAAGGAGGAGGACAAAGACGAAGACGAGGAAGGGGACGAGAGCUGGUCGCGUUUCAGGUGGGGUAUCGGCCGGCUUAGCUGGAAUUUCGGUGCCAGUCAUCCUUCGUCGUCAUCGUCCUCAGCAGGUGGGUCUGGAGGCGAUGGGUUUCCGAGCAAAUCGGAUCUGGAACGGAAUUUCGUUGAGGCGGAUGAUGAUGACAACGAGGAUGAUGACGAGUUUUACGACGUCGAAGGAGAGGAGGACGGCGUAGAUGAGCCGCUGCUACCAGGUUUGUAUAAGGCGCUAUAUGCUUUUGAGCCAGAGGGAACGGCAGAGAUGGCACUGGAGGAGGACCAGAUCGUCAGGGUGGUAGGUCGCGGAGGGGGAGUAGGCUGGGCUGUUGUCGUGGUGGAUAAAGAGAAGAACAAGGGUACGCAACAACAGCAUGCCUUGGUUCCGGAGAGCUAUCUGGAGUUGGUCCAGUUAGACGAGAAUCGUUAACCGGCACCCUCGUUCGUGUUGUAGCGUGCAGGCGCGCGUGUACGUCUGUCUUCGCCAGGCUGCCUGUUUCAUUACCUGUUUUUCUUUUCGUUUUCUGUUGCAUUACUGAUUUCUUUUUUGUUUAAACAAACAUUACCGUGUAAAGCGUAGGUACCAUAUGGAUCUUGGGACAAUAGUAGCUUACAUUACUUUGCUUUAACAGAGCAACCUAAGUCGGAUAACGUACAGCUUUCUUCUAUUCUCUUCAACUAUCAUGGAACAGUGCACGGGGAUCAAACAUAUGAAUCUGAUAGGCAAAAUGUUCCAAUGAAUGGAGCGCUGUCUAUCUCGAGUAUGUUUCAGAAAGUGCC
Messenger RNA from Desarmillaria tabescens, 1897 nucleotides. RefSeq lists its product as uncharacterized. The record is from RefSeq and is a predicted model, not a curated record. Gene Ontology annotation, molecular function: protein binding. NCBI's taxonomy places the organism in Eukaryota, Fungi, Basidiomycota, Agaricomycetes, Agaricales, Physalacriaceae. The transcript has 2 exons. Bases 444 to 1547 code for a protein of 367 amino acids.